GCCCGCGCGUGGAGGCGCUUUUUGAAGCGCAGAGUCUCGGGACCCCGAGGCGAAAGGAGUAGCAGGGUUGAGCUGACUGAGCUCAGAGGUCACCGGGUCAUCCGGGGUGCGGCGGCGAGUGACCAGCGCGUCCUCCUCCCCUCCCGCCUCUCCCGGCGUGGCGCUCGCUAGUGACGUUGUGGGUAUGAUGGCCGCCGCGAGGCCGGGAAGGUGAAGGUGAAGUCAGCACCAACCAGGACCUGAAACAGCACAGAAGAGGAGACCUCAGCUUCUUUUCAUCCUUUUGACUCCAGCCAAGUCCAUGAUGCCCACCCUGUGAAGGUCUCUUAGCAUCUAAAAACUUCUUCUCUGAUCCCGUUGUGCCAGCAGACGAUCUGUGGAUCCGUUUUAUUUUCCCUGCUAGGAGUUGCUGUUCAUAAAACUGGCGCAAUGUCCCUGCUCUUCUCUCGAUGCAACUCUAUUGUCUCCAUCAAGAAAGACAAGCGACACAUGGCUGAGGUGAAUGCUUCCCCACUCAAGCACUUCGUCACUGCCAAGAAGAAGAUCAAUGGCAUCUUUGAGCAGCUGGGGGCCUACAUCCAGGAGAGUGCCAGCUUCCUUGAGGACACCUACAGGAAUGCAGAGCUGGACCCGGUGACAACUGAAGAGCAGGUUCUGGAUGUCAAAGGCUACCUGUCCAAGGUCAGGGGCAUCAGCGAGGUGCUGGCCCGGCGGCACAUGAAGGUGGCUUUUUUUGGCCGGACGAGCAAUGGGAAGAGCACUGUCAUCAAUGCCAUGCUCUGGGACAAAGUUCUGCCCUCUGGGAUUGGCCACACCACUAAUUGCUUCCUGCGGGUGGAGGGCACAGAUGGCCAUGAGGCCUUCCUCCUCACUGAGGGCUCGGAGGAAAAGAGGAGUGUCAAGACUGUGAACCAGCUGGCCCAUGCCCUCCAUCAGGAUGAACAGCUACAUGCCGGCAGCUUAGUGAGUGUGAUGUGGCCUAACUCCAAGUGCCCACUUCUGAAGGAUGACCUCGUGCUGAUGGACAGCCCUGGGAUUGAUGUCACCACAGAGCUGGACAGCUGGAUUGACAAGUUUUGCCUGGAUGCUGACGUGUUUGUGCUGGUGGCUAACUCGGAGUCUACACUGAUGCAGACGGAGAAGCAGUUCUUCCACAAAGUGAGUGAGCGUCUCUCCCGGCCUAACAUCUUCAUCCUGAACAACCGCUGGGAUGCGUCUGCCUCAGAGCCUGAGUACAUGGAGGAGGUGCGGAGGCAGCACAUGGAGCGCUGCACUGGCUUUCUGGUGGAUGAGCUGGGUGUGGUGGAUCGAGCCCAGGCUGGGGACCGCAUCUUCUUUGUGUCUGCCAAGGAGGUACUCAAUGCCAGGAUCCAGAAAGCCCAGGGCAUGCCGGAAGGAGGGGGUGCUCUUGCAGAAGGCUUUCAAGUGAGGAUGUUUGAAUUUCAGAAUUUCGAGAGGAGAUUUGAGGAGUGCAUCUCCCAGUCUGCAGUAAAAACCAAAUUUGAGCAGCACACAGUCCGGGCCAAGCAGAUCGCAGAGGCCGUUCGCCUUAUCAUGGACUCCCUGCACAUCGCAGCUCAGGAGCAGCGGGUUUACUGCCUGGAAGUGCGGGAAGAACGGCAAGAUCGACUGAGAUUUAUUGACAAACAGCUGGAGCUCCUGGCCCAAGACUAUAAACUACGAAUUAAACAGAUUACGGAAGAAGUGGAAAGGCAGGUAUCCACAGCCAUGGCUGAGGAGAUCAGGCGCCUCUCUGCACUGGUGGACGAGUACCAGAUGGACUUCCACCCAUCCCCAGUCGUCCUCAAGGUUUAUAAGAAUGAACUGCACCGCCACAUAGAGGAAGGCUUAGGCCGGAACAUGUCUGACCGCUGCUCCACAGCCAUCACCAGCUCCCUGCAGACCAUGCAGCAGGACAUGAUAGAUGGCUUGAAGCCCCUCCUUCCUGUGUCUGUGCGGAAUCAGAUAGACAUGCUGGUCCCUCGCCAGUGCUUCUCCCUCAGCUAUGACCUGAACUGUGACAAGCUGUGUGCCGACUUUCAGGAGGACAUAGAGUUCCACUUUUCUCUUGGAUGGACUAUGCUCGUCAACAGGUUCCUGGGCCCCAAGAACAGCCGCCGGGCCUUGAUGGGCUACAACGACCAGGUUCAGCGUCCCGUCCCUCUGACACCUGCCAACCCCAGCAUGCCUCCCUUGCCACAAGGCUCACUCACCCAGGAAGAACUCAUGGUCUCCAUGGUUACCGGCCUGGCCUCUCUGACAUCCAGGACCUCCAUGGGCAUUCUCGUGGUCGGAGGAGUGGUGUGGAAGGCAGUGGGCUGGCGACUCAUCGCCCUUUCUUUUGGACUCUAUGGUCUCCUGUACGUCUAUGAGCGUCUGACCUGGACUACCAGGGCCAAGGAGAGGGCCUUCAAACGCCAAUUUGUGGAGUACGCCAGUGAGAAGCUCCAGCUCAUUAUCAGCUAUACCGGCUCCAACUGCAGCCACCAGGUCCAGCAGGAACUGUCUGGGACCUUUGCCCAUCUGUGCCAGCAAGUGGACAUCACCAGGGACAAUCUGGAGCAGGAGAUCGCAGCUAUGAAUAAGAAAGUUGAGGCUCUAGAUUCCCUUCAGAGCAAAGCAAAAUUGCUCAGGAAUAAAGCUGGCUGGUUGGACAGUGAGCUCAACAUGUUCACACACCAGUACCUGCAGCCCAGCAGAUAGUGGGCAGCUGGGACGGGGCCUGCAUGGAGAAGGGGCAGGGCUGCCUGCCUACCAUCAACUUCUGUCCCUGGCCAUUGCAGAGAAGUAAGCGCCCACUGUCUCGUAUCGUUUUGAGCCCUUUGGCACCAGUUACUCCCCACCCCGACCCCUGCAGGAAAACCCUCUGCCUCAAACCCCAAAGGAGACUUUGAUGACAACUGGACAGCUCGGCACCAAGGAGUCGUGCGAGGCCAUGUCUGCUUACCGUGUGCGCUUGGUUGAGGUUCACUUGAUAAGGCCUCGGAUCACAGUGGCCCUACAGAAUGACUGAUGGAGCCUUCACAUGUAUCAGGCAGACACUCCAUCUUCUCCAGCCCUAGUCCACCUGCCCACCUUUGUACUCCAGCACACCUACAGAGAGAGACCGUGUUUGGGGUGACUGGACUUCCUUCCCAGAAGAAUUCAAGAUAGUUCUGGAAGGGCCAAGUGUGUCCCAGGGAUUAUAUGUUGUGGUGUUUGCCCCCAGCUUUAGCGCUUUGUCCCACGUGCAGUCUUUCCGCUGUGCUUGGUAUCCAGGCUCAGCAAACACCCCAGGCUUUAGCCUCAGGCAGCUCAUGUGGGAAGGUAGGGACACUGGAGCCAGCCAGAGCAGAGGGAGGAGCUCAGGAGAAGGUGUGUGGAUCUGGUGUCAGAGUGAUGGUACUGUGGAUGGCUGGCAUCACAGUGAGGUGAACUUGCCUCUUCUUGCCACUGAGGCCCUUGCUUUGUUUCAGCCCUUGGUCCCUUAGUCCUGGUUUAUUAUUUAUGAGAGCAAGUUCAGUCCAGGUGGUUGAAGGAUGUAGAAGGAGGGAUGGUGGAAGAUGGGGGCUACCCAGGAUGGUUGGAGGUUGGUGCAGAAGAGAGCCCUCCCUCUGACUUCCCUCUGAGAGUCUUGCUGGCCCCACUAACGAGUGUGUCCCCACUUUGCUCCAAGCUCCCCUAGAUAACCAUUCUCUGAACUGUAUCCUGUACCUCAUGACUGCAGCUGGCCACAAGACAGCCACAAUCAGUGUCUCACAAUCCCAAUGAAUGUUGUGUUCUUUUUGAAAGAAAAAAAAAUUAGAAUAAAUAUGAAUUUUUUUUCAGUGUAGCCCAAGAAAUGAAUGAAAUUUUGAGCUUAUACAGUAGGUAAACUUUAUACCACCAAGGGAAAGAAGUUUCUGAGAGAAGUUUAGCAAAGCACUUUAGUUUCUUGCUGCUAACUGUUCUGUGCUCCUUCUCUGGGGUGCAAACAGAGCUUGACACAGUGAGCUUGCUUCCGGUGUAGUCAAGGUGAUGCGCCUGCCUGAGUUACCUGUGUCGCUGCUGAUCGUAUUGGAAACUAAAAUAAAGCCCAAGUUGUGACCCUG
Nannospalax galili (Upper Galilee mountains blind mole rat) is the source of this 4070-nucleotide messenger RNA. It is a transcript of the gene Mfn2, whose product is annotated as mitofusin 2. Gene Ontology annotation, molecular function: GTPase activity; GTP binding. Gene Ontology annotation, cellular component: mitochondrial outer membrane. Gene Ontology annotation, biological process: mitochondrial fusion; mitochondrion localization. Lineage: Eukaryota; Metazoa; Chordata; Mammalia; Rodentia; Spalacidae. The record is from RefSeq and is a predicted model, not a curated record. The transcript is spliced from 20 exons. Bases 430 to 2703 code for a protein of 757 amino acids.